AUGACCGACAGCCCGCCCGUCGCUGCAGCGGCAGAGGCAGCGGCGGCGUUGGCGAGCGUACGUAUAGGCAUCCAAGCCUCACAAUAUACGCUCGUUGCUGGUUUUGUCAUCUGGCUGUACGAUAUUUUCUUGACCUUUGAUCGCGAAGUUGGAUUGCUUUGGUGCCGAGGAGGCAAGCUCAUCAAGGCGGCCUAUCUCAUCAGAGGAACAGAUGUUCAUCCUCGGGUAGAACCGCUACUUACCUCUGCUGUGUCUGAGCAUCGCACUUGCCGCAUUCAACCCGUUUCGCCAUGGGCGCCUUACAACAGAGGUGCGUACAAUACACGGGUUAAAAAGGGUAAACGGUUGAGCGACAACAGGUGUACGGCAGACGUUGUCAUCCUGAAUUUAUGUCUCACAACAGGAACUAUCGUAGCAACAGCCAUCUUUACCUUUAGAUUAUACAUCGUAUUACUCGGUCGUAGAGUUCUGCGACUCUUCUUGGUCGGUGCCGUCGUAGCGUCGGACUUGGCCCUAGUUGCUUUGGUUAGCAAUCUGCUCGUCGUCACCUCGGCUCGCACAAUGUCGUACAGCGACGAAAUGGACAUGUGCGUGUCCAAAGUCUCUCCAAACCUCGGACCAAUGUACGUUAUCACUAUCUUUUCCGAGUCUGUGAUUGCAUUCGCGACACUGUACCACGCCGUUUCGCUUCGCCACCACCGCGUCGUAUUGCGCGACUCGCCGACGAUAGCCAUCUUGAACGUACUCUACAAGGGUGGCUUCUGGUACUAUCUAUAUGCGCUUUGUAUGCAGCUCGCGCUCGCUCUUGUGUACUGGACGGCGCCGAAGCCACUACUCUUGAUCCUGUGUUUCCUCGAAUACGCCCUCAAAAGCACCGUGACCUCGCGGUGGUUCCUCGAGUUUCGACAGGCCCUUGCAAACUCGGAGGCGCAAACCAAUGACGAGUCUAUAGCAGACAAGGCAGAAAGGAGGGCCAGCAUCAAUGUUGUGCCAAUCGAACGAGAAACAUAUGAGAUGUAG
Molecule: messenger RNA, 1020 nt
Organism: Serendipita indica DSM 11827
Lineage: Eukaryota; Fungi; Basidiomycota; Agaricomycetes; Sebacinales; Serendipitaceae
Source: the annotation of a GenBank genome assembly